Messenger RNA from Stegastes partitus (bicolor damselfish), 1109 nucleotides. It is a transcript of the gene cfap418, whose product is annotated as cilia and flagella associated protein 418. The record is from RefSeq and is a predicted model, not a curated record. The transcript has 6 exons. Gene Ontology annotation, cellular component: cytosol. NCBI's taxonomy places the organism in Eukaryota, Metazoa, Chordata, Actinopteri, Pomacentridae. Bases 48 to 671 code for a protein of 207 amino acids.
UUAGUUAGCCGCCAAGCUAGCUGGGGGCCAAAUAGGAGCAGUUUAUCAUGGCCGAUGAUGAUUUGGACGAACUGCUGGAUGAAGUUGAAAAAAAGUUUUGUCGCAACGUUUCCGUGGCGUGUUCGGCUCCGAGUGAGGCUGGGAAAUGCGGAAGAGAGAAAGACGGGCAGAGAAAACACAGUGCCACAAAACCCAAACAGUCGAUAAGUAGCGUCGCGGAGGAUAUCGAUGCCCUUCUGGAAGAGUUACGGGAGGAAGACUACGGCGAUUCCCCUCAAUCAAAGACUAAACUAUGUCCUAAAGGAACACAAGUGGAGAAGAAGUUAUCAUCCCAGUCUGCAGGAAGAAAGUGCUGUCCUGUUUAUGUUGGCGGGAGCUCAGUCACAAAUGGUGUCGGAACAGCCACAUCCAAGAGGUCAUGUGACCAGCUAAGGUGUAUAUCCUGCGACUUCCGGGUGCUGAUGUUUGAUGAUUGUGAGUGGGACUCGUCCUGUGAUUACCUGUUCCUCAGGAACAACAUGCCGGACCACGAGAAGCUCCGGAGCAAGCUGAAGAAGAGGAGAAGUUUGCGAGCGUACGCCUGCCAGUGCAGCUGGUUCUCCACGUCGGAGCCGACAGACCUCAGAGACCAACCUCAGCUCAGAUGGGUCUGUGGCAAACACCUGGACUGAUGUUCACUCCUCACCGCUGCAAAGACACUGUUGACCAAUGGGCCAAAGCACACACACAUUACAAACAGAAAGUCUUGGGUUACCUAUUUUCUCUCACUAUCUGUUCACCUGUUUGACUGAUGUGUUUAUACUUCAGUUCAAUCACAGGAUCCUGAACCUAUCAAAGCACUUUUAAAGAAACGUAUUGAUUCUGAUUAAUAGCUGAUGAAACACAAUGUUAGAGGAGCCAAACAGUUGUUCUAAGAAAGGCUUAUUUUUCUACUGAAUUGUAAAAACUUCAGUUAUUUCAGUUUUAUAGCUGAGGUAGAUCGAGUCUUUUAAACACAGUAAUAAUAUAUUUUCUUCAAACGUCAGACAGCUGGAGUCUCCACGUUCUCCCCGUGCAGCGUGGGUUCUCUCUGGGUUCUCCGGCUUCCUCCCACAAGGUCCAAAAACAUG